Coniophora puteana RWD-64-598 SS2 is the source of this 1092-nucleotide messenger RNA. RefSeq lists its product as uncharacterized. The record is from RefSeq and is a predicted model, not a curated record. The transcript has 15 exons. Bases 1 to 1092 code for a protein of 363 amino acids. NCBI's taxonomy places the organism in Eukaryota, Fungi, Basidiomycota, Agaricomycetes, Boletales, Coniophoraceae.
AUGGACGUAGGUCGCCAAGUCCCAGAGAAGGGCAUCAAGCCCAAUACUGGUAUAGAUGCUUCUCCACUUGUUGAUGUAUUACCAACACGCAUAGCAAGCUCACAUAAUCGCAUUCAGAAUAAUCCCAAGAUGAUAUCGAAGAGAAGAGAGGAGGCGGCCAAAUUUAUAAGUACCAUUUGGUCAUGUCCCGAGAUCACAGAUGCAGCCAAAUCUGUGAUAUCGUGUUCCCUUACGUUCACCUUCCGCUACGUUCCUCCAAUGUCACCGGAUACAGUUGAACAAGAGCUUCGCGAACGAUUGGUACUAUACUAUACAGUAGUUUCUGCUACGGUCCUGGUGAUAUAUGACUAUGCACUUAACUUUACGCUCGAGGUUGAGACUAUAUGGCUUCGCUAUUUCGGUCUGGCUAUUGCGGUUCAGGAGUUUCACUCUACCACUAUCCAAUCGAAUAUUCAGCUUGUAUUGAAAUUCGCACGCAGAGGAAUGCUGGCUAUGCGGGUGUUUGUGCUUUUCGAGAAGUCCAGGAAGGUUCUACUUGUUCUCAUAGCAUUCUUCAUCAUUACUCAGGGCGUCAACGUUGCAAUUAUUUGCAUGAAUAUCGCAAUACAACUUCGCCUCUCCGUGGAACAAAGUAUCGAAGGCUUCCACUGGUGCACCUAUGGGGUUUCUCCAACGGAGGAAUGGUCCUAUCCAGUGGACGACUUAGCCCUGAUCGUAUAUGAAACUGUCGUGUGUGGAUUUGCUAUACGCUAUGUGAUCAGACAUUUGCCUACCGCAUUUUGGACUGAUCCAAAACGCUCGGUGAACGUUCUGAUAAACGUCAUACUUCGGGAUAACCUGGUGUACUUCUUCCUCUGCUCAGGUCAGGAAUAUCAACGUGCACGUGCUUUAGGAUCUGCAGUGUACAAUGGGGUCAACAACGUGCUCCAGAACGUUAUGCUCUGUAUGAUUGGACCGUGGAUGGUCAUCAACCUGAGAACGAGUUACGACAGGAGGGCAGACGAAGCAUCGGAGAGUGCACACCAAAUUUCUAGCAUACAAUUUGCUAGAGAGAGCGUUUCCCAAGCUGAUGUAGAGGAUAUAUUACCCUAA